AUGAUGGAGGCAACACUGGUUCUGGUGGUGGCGGUGCUCCUCCUGUCCCCAGCUCUUGUUGCCUCAGAUUUCUGCGUGUGCCGGUCGGACCAGCCCACGGCGGUGCUGCAGAAGGCGAUCGACUACGCGUGCGGACAGGGCGCGGACUGCACGGCCAUCGCGCAGAGCGGGGCGUGCUACAGCCCCGACGAGGUCGCCUCGCACUGCUCCUGGGCCGCCAACAGCUACUUCCAGAAGUUCAGGUCCUCCGGCGCCACCUGCGACUUCACCGGCGCCGCCACCCUCUCCACCACCGACCCCAGUUUCUCCGGGUGCACGUUCCCUUCCAGUGCCAGUGCCGCCGGCACCACCACGGGCACCGGGACAGCCACGACGGGCACCGGGACAACCACGGGCACCGGGACGACGACUACGGGCACCGGGACAACUACGGGGGGCACCUUCAGCCCCGGGAUGGGCACCGGCUUCAACAGCACCGGGUUCAGCCCGACGACCGGGAGCAUGGACGGCACCGCCGCGGCGGCCGGCUUGCUUCCGUCGAUCAGACUGGCGGCCUCCAUCGCCAUCCUCCUCCUCUGCUACUUGGCGCUCCCCUGA
Molecule: messenger RNA, 597 nt
Organism: Triticum turgidum subsp. durum (durum wheat)
Lineage: Eukaryota; Viridiplantae; Streptophyta; Magnoliopsida; Poales; Poaceae
Source: the annotation of a GenBank genome assembly